CCCUGUGUUAUUCUCAGAGAAAACAGUUAUCUGAAAGCCAGUCUGGAUUCAUGGAGAAAAUGAACAAUGUGACGGAAUUCCUCCUGCUUGGCCUGACACAGAAUCCAGCUAUACAGAAACUCUUGUUUGCUCUGUUUACCCUCAUCUACUUUCUCACUGUGGCAGGCAACCUACUCAUCAUUGUGACAGUCGCCACUAGCAGAGCCUUAGGUUCCCCCAUGUAUUUUUUCCUGUCUUUCUUGUCCUUCAUAGACUGCUGCUGCUCUUCUACCAUGGCCCCCAAAAUGAUAUUUGACUUACUUGCUCAAAAGAAAACCAUCUCCUUCAGUGGAUGUAUGACUCAGCUCUUUGCAGAGCAUUUCUUUGGAGGAGUUGAGAUCCUCUUGCUCACAGUGAUGGCCUAUGACCGCUUUGUGGCCAUCUGCAAGCCCCUGCAAUACGCCAUCACAAUGAAUAGGCACGUGUGUGGCCUCCUGGUGGCCAUGGCCUGGGCCGGAGGAUUUCUUCAUGCUCUGAUUCAAAGUCUUUUUAUAGUCUGGUUGCCCUUCUGUGGCCCCAAUGUCAUUGACCAUUUCAUCUGUGACCUUUUCCCUCUGCUGAAACUCUCCUGCACUGACACUCACGUCUUUGGUCUUUUUGUUGCUGCCAACAGUGGGCUGAUGUGUAUGCUCAUCUUUUCUAUUCUUAUCAUCUCCUAUGUGCUUAUCCUUUGCUCUCUAAGAACACACAGCUCUGCAGAACAGCAGAAAGCUCUCUCCACUGGUGCCUCCCAUGUUACUGCAGUGGUCCUGUUAUUUGUACCCUGUAUAUUCGUGUACCUUCGGCCCACGAUCACCUUCCCUAUGGAUAAAGCAGAGGCUGUGUUUUAUACCAUGGUAACACCCAUGUUAAACCCCUUAAUCUACACCCUCAGAAACUCAGAGGUGAAAAAUGCCAUGAAGAAGCUCUGGAGCCAAAGAGUAACCUUGGGUAACAAUUUUUGUGAGCAGAGAAGAUAA
This is a messenger RNA of Dama dama (fallow deer), 998 nucleotides long. RefSeq names its product olfactory receptor 4C5-like. The transcript has a single exon. The record is from RefSeq and is a predicted model, not a curated record. Gene Ontology annotation, biological process: G protein-coupled receptor signaling pathway. NCBI's taxonomy places the organism in Eukaryota, Metazoa, Chordata, Mammalia, Artiodactyla, Cervidae. Gene Ontology annotation, cellular component: membrane. Bases 51 to 998 code for a protein of 315 amino acids. Gene Ontology annotation, molecular function: G protein-coupled receptor activity; olfactory receptor activity.